Molecule: messenger RNA, 4017 nt
Organism: Closterium sp. NIES-65
Lineage: Eukaryota; Viridiplantae; Streptophyta; Zygnematophyceae; Desmidiales; Closteriaceae
Source: the annotation of a GenBank genome assembly
AUGCACCCCUUUUGUGCAGCUAGGCCCCUCUCUCCUCCAUGCCUUCUUUAUCUCUUCCCUCUCCCCCAAUCCAGUCCCUGUUUCCUCUUUUCCUCACCCCACCCCUCUCUUCCCAAACCCCUGUGUCCCCAUCAGCGCACAGCCAGCCUUCCGCCUGCCCCCCUCCCCUGCGUCGUUCCUCCUACCGCAUCUCUGCUGCUGGAGGGCCAAACUCUCUUCCUCUCCCCCUUUCUCCUCCCUCUCUUCUCCCUCUCUUCUCCCUCUCUCCUCCCUCUCUUCUCCCUCUCUCCUCCCUCUCUUCUCCCUCUCUUCUCCCUCUCUUCUCCCUCUCUUCACACCCUACCCCCUUUACCCGAUUGCCCAAACACGCCCCCUCCCACCUCCCUCCACCCCAUCCCUUACUCUCCCCCUCUUUUCAACGCGGCCCUGCAGCUGGGUAAGGGCAGGGCCUUACUCUCCCCCUCUUUUCUCCCUCCCUCACAUGCCUACCCCCUUAGCCCUCUCUGCAGCUGCGCAAGGCCCUUCCUCCAACCCUCAUCCUCUGCGCUGCUUCUCCUAUCGCGAGCUACAGCAGGCGGCUGGGUACUGGGCAACGCGUCCCUGCAGCGGGGCAAGGCAAGGGCCUUACUCUCCCCCACUCUCCCUCUUUUUUCUCCCUCCCAGCGGGGCAAGGGUCUUCCUCCAACCCUCCUCCCCUGCGCCGCUUCUCCUAUCACGAGCUGCAGCAGGCGGCGGGCGGGGUACUUCAACGCGCCGACCCUGCAGCUGGGGAAGGCAAGGGCCUUACCCUCUCCCUCUCUUCUCCCUCCCGGCUGCAGCUGGGGAAGGCAAGGGCCUUACCCUCUCCCUCUCUUCUCCCUCCCGGCUGCAGCUGGGGAAGGCAAGGGCCUUACCCUCUCCCUCUCUUCUCCCUCCCGGCUGCAGCUGGGGAAGGCAAGGGCCUUACCCUCUCCCUCUCUUCUCCCUCCCGGCUGCAGCUGGGGAAGGCAAGGGCCUUACCCUCUCCCUCUCUUCUCCCUCCCGGCUGCAGCUGGGGAAGGCAAGGGCCUUACCCUCUCCCUCUCUUCUCCCUCCCGGCUGCAGCAGCGGGGCAAUGGCCUUCCUCCGGCCCGCCUCCUCUGCGGCGCUUCUCCUACCGCGAGCAACAGCAGGCAGCGGGCACACGGCCAGCCUUCCUCCGGCCCUCCUCCUCUGCGGCGCUUCUCCUACCGCGAGCUACAGCAGGCAGCGGGGUAUUUCAAUGCAUCCCUGCAGCUGGGCAAGGGCAGCUUCGGGACUAUUUUUCGCGGGCAGGUGGACGAGUGGUUGGGAGAGCUGCCACGUGGCAGCAAGAGAGAGGUAGCAGUGAAGGUGCUUCACACGGAAAGCGUGAAGGCGUUUGACGACUGCCUGGCGGAGAUCCUAGUGCUGGGCGAUCUGAGACACCCCAACCUGGUGCAGCUGUUGGGGUACUGCAUGGAGGACAGCCGGGCGAUUCUGGUGUAUGAGCUGGUGGAGCGAGGCGACCUGCACCACUGGCUGCACCCCAACAACCUCUCCCCGGACAGCCCGUGCCUGACAUGGGAGCAGCGCGUGCACGUGGCAGUGGGCAUGGCGGAGGGCAUGGCAUAUCUGCACGGGCAGAACAUCAUUCACCGCGACUUCAAGUCCCAUAAUGUCAUGCUGGACCAUGAAUUAAGGGCAAAGGUAACCGAUUUUGGCAUGGCUACACGGGGACCGGAGGAGGGGAAGACGCACGUUUCGACUCGCAUCAUGGGCACCCUGGGGUACCUCGACCCUGACUACAUCUACACAGGUGUGGAGGCUUGUAACGAGGAUAUGACUUGUGCGUGUGGGGUAUGGAGGGGAGGAGGGCGUGAGGCACGUAUCGACUCGCAUCAUGGGUACCCUGGGCUAGGGUACCUUGACCCUGAUUAUUUCGGCACAGGUGGGGAGGCCUGUAAAUUGUUUGUGGUCCUUGUUGUUCGGGUAUCACCACUACACACAACCGCCCCUUCCUCCCCCACUUCCUCUCCACUGCACACAACCGCUCUUCCCUCCCGCACUUCCCCUCCACUACCCGCAACUGCCUCUUUCCUCCCUGAAUCCCCAUCCCCCCUUCCUCGUCCCCUCUCCCACCUCUCCCUCUUCUCCCUUCGUCUCCCCGUCCCCUCACGUGCAUCAACCCACUCAUCCUCCCCCACCACCCCCAGGUCACCUCACCCCCCUGAGCGAUGUGUUCUCCCUGGGUGUGGGUAUUGUUCUGCUCACUGUACCCCUCCUCUCCCCUCCUCUCCCCUUCUUGUGUUCUUGUGCCUCUCCUCCGCGAGUCACCCCCCUAUCCCCUCUUCCCCACCCCCACGUCACCUCACCCCGCUGAGCGAUGUCUUCUCUCUGGGCGUGGUUCUCCUCGAGCUGCUCACCUGCUCCCGCUCCCCCUUUUUCUCACCCCCUCCUGUGCGUCACCGCCCCUCCAGGCCACCUCACCCUGCUGAGCGAUGUCUUCUCUCUGGGCGUGGCCACCUCACCCCGCUGAGCGAUGUCUUCUCUCUGGGCGUGGUUCUCCUCGAGCUGCUCACCUGCUCCCGCUCCCCCUUUUUCUCACCCUCUCCUGUGCGUCACCGCCCCUCCAGGCCACCUCACCCCGCUGAGCGAUGUCUUCUCUCUGGGCGUGGCCACCUCACCCCGCUGAGCGAUGUCUUCUCUCUGGGCGUGGUUCUCCUCGAGCUGCUCACCUGCUCCCGCUCCCCCUUUUUCUCACCCUCUCCUGUGCGUCACCGCCCCUCCAGGCCACCUCACCCCGCUGAGCGAUGUCUUCUCUCUGGGCGUGGCCACCUCACCCCGCUGAGCGAUGUCUUCUCUCUGGGCGUGGUUCUCCUCGAGCUGCUCACCUGCUCCCGCUCCCCCUUUUUCUCACCCUCUCCUGUGCGUCACCGCCCCUCCAGGCCACCUCACCCCGCUGAGCGAUGUCUUCUCUCUGGGCGUGGCCACCUCACCCCGCUGAGCGAUGUCUUCUCUCUGGGCGUGGUUCUCCUCGAGCUGCUCACCUGCUCCCGCUCCCCCUUUUUCUCACCCCCUCCUGUGCGUCACCGCCCCUCCAGGCCACCUCACCCCGCUGAGCGAUGCCUUCUCUCUGGGCGUGGUUCUCCUCGAGCUGCUCACCUGCUCCCGCUCCCCCUUUUUCUCACCCUCUCCUGUGCGUCACCGCCCCUCCAGGCCACCUCACCCCCGCUGAGCGAUGUCUUCUCUCUGGGCGUUGUGCUGCUCGAGCUGCUCACCGGCCAGUUCCCCACCACUGCUGCCACCCACAACCGCCUCUUCUUCCCCUCCACUACGCACACCCAUCCCAUUCCCCCCCCUCUCUCCUGGCCACCUCACCCCCCUAAUCAAUGUCUUCUCCCUGGGCGUUGUCACCUCACCCUGCUCAGCAAUGUCUUCUAUCUGGGCGUAGUGCUUCUCACCCACUCCCACUUCCCCUCCUUGUCACCCUCUCCCAUGCAUCGCCAACCACCAGGUCACCUCACCCCGCUCAGCGAUGUCUUCUCUCUGGGCGUGGUCCUCCUCGAGCUGCUCACCGGCCGAUCCCCUGCCACCACCGCCACACACAACCGCCUCUUCCCCUGGAUCCACAAGCAGCUGGCGCGAGGUAGAAAAGGGGGGGGAGGGGGAGACUCAGCAUCAGCAGCAGCGGCAGCAGCAGAAGCGGGAGGAGCGGGUAAUGAAGGGCAACAGCAACAGCAGCAGGGGCAGCAGCAGGAGGGGAGGAAGGCGGAUGGGUUUCAUAUAAGCCAAGUGGUGGAUCCACGGCUGAAGGGGCAGUUCUCAGCGGGUGCAGCGAAGAAGCUGCUGCUGGUGGCGCUGCAAUGCAGUCAAGAGGAGCCCAGCAAGCGACCCGACAUGAACCAUGUGGUGGAGAGGUUAAGGGAGAUCGCUGCCUCUGGGGUGGGGAAAGGAGGGGCGCGAAGGGUGGAAGGAGGAGGAGCAGGAGUGCAAGGGAUGGCAGGCGGAGUGGCAGUAGUGGCAGCGGUAGGAGUUUAA